AUGAUGUCUUCUGGACCGCAUCCCUCAGUCCCUCUCACACAGGCGCAAAUUGCUCAGCAACAGCAAGCACAGGCGCAUGCCAGCGAAUUAGCAAAGCGGAGAAGUCGCAAACCGACAGACAAGAAUAUUCCCGAUGGCGUGGAAGACUGCAUUAUCGAUCCGGAUGGUGUCAAGAGAUAUGCGGAAUUGAGAGACAUCGAGAGACUGAUUGACGCUACCAUUACACGGAAACGACUUGAUGUGCUCGAUGACGCAAAACGAAGUUCCAAGUUACGGAAAACCCUGCGAAUCUGGAUAACCAAUACCGUCGAAGACCAGAUCUGGCAAGGAAACAGUCUUAAUGCUGAUUCUUUCGAUUUUACGCCGGCUACGGAGGCGUCCUACCGAGUUAAGAUCGAGGGCUAUCUCCUGGACGAAGACGAUCAGAUAAAGGACGAGGAUGCGGCGCCCAAAGCCUCCCCUGCAGCAGACAAACAAGAAGACGGCGGUUCGACCCAGAAGCCUACCAGUACGGAGGCAAACCAAAAGAAGCAUCGAUUUUCACACUUCUUUCAGUCCAUUUCUGUCGACUUCGAUAGGUCUAGGUUCCGGAAUGGCUCUGAACAUAACGUGGAAUGGAGACGGCCAGAAACCUCGCAGGGCCAAGCAGGUGCCGCCGUGCCACCUGAAGCUGACUUUGACGAAUUCACCUUCAAGCGCAAUGGAGAUGAGAAUAUGAAUAUCACAAUCAAUUUACAGAGACACGAGUCGCCUGAAAGAUACCAGUUGACUCCCGAGCUCGCGCAAAUCGUUGAUAUGAAGGAAGCGACGCAACACGAGGCCGUCAUGGCGCUGUGGGAGUAUAUCAGGCUAUCUGGAUUGCAAGAGGAUGAAGAAAGGCGUAACUUUCGUUGCGAUUCAUAUCUGAAAAAGGUUAUCGGGCGAGAUUCGGGUGUUAUACCAAUGCUCGGCGAGUAUGUUGUGCCACACCUUCGCCCUCUGGCCCCCAUAUCUCUCCCGUAUACGAUCCGGGUAGAUGAAGAAUUUCACAAAAAUCCUCAGCCUACGGUGUAUGAUAUUCAGGUGCUGGUGGAGGAUCCUAUCAAGGCUAAUCUGCGCCCCUUGUUGAACAACCCUCAAUACGCUGCCUCAUUGAAGCAGAUUACCGCGUUGGAUGAGCAGCUGGCCAGGCUUGUGCAGGCGAUCUCAAUGUCUAAAGCCAAACACUCCUUCUUCUCAUCGCUGAGCGAAGACCCUGCCAAUUUCGUAAAGAGUUGGCUCAGUUCACAAAAACGCGAUCUCGAAAUCAUCAUGGGCGAAGCGGCAAGCGAUGCCGAAAAUGUUGCUGGCGAUGAGUGGCGUAGGGGCGGGAACAACAGUGUGUGGAACAGCCAAAAUGCUCGCGAAAGCGUCAACGUGCUGCUCUCUAGGCAACGAUGA
Trichoderma harzianum CBS 226.95 is the source of this 1419-nucleotide messenger RNA. RefSeq lists its product as hypothetical. Lineage: Eukaryota; Fungi; Ascomycota; Sordariomycetes; Hypocreales; Hypocreaceae. Gene Ontology annotation, biological process: regulation of transcription by RNA polymerase II. The coding region runs from base 1 to 1419 and encodes 472 amino acids. The transcript is spliced from 3 exons. The record is from RefSeq and is a predicted model, not a curated record. Gene Ontology annotation, cellular component: nucleus; SWI/SNF complex.